AUGGUGGAUGUGUCGGCGGAUGUUUUCCGCCCGGCUUCUCUGUUGAUGUGCAAAUCGGGCGUUAUGGUGGAUUACCUACCUGAAGAUACAUUAAAUAGCGUUAUUAUUAACGACGGACCUAUUGACCCUUCAGGCUUCGGUGCCACCUCCCUAAAGGAGUAUUCACACAACUUGGAAGGGCAUAAGAAACACGAGACGAUGGUCGGAGGUAUGUUUACUUGUGGUUACACAGUGAAAAUUUAUAGGCGGAAUGUGCAUCAACCCCCACAUUUCCUCACCACUUGGCAUUACAGAGGUUAG
This is a messenger RNA of Dicrocoelium dendriticum, 300 nucleotides long. The record is from the annotation of a GenBank genome assembly. Lineage: Eukaryota; Metazoa; Platyhelminthes; Trematoda; Plagiorchiida; Dicrocoeliidae.